AUGGCACCCUCCUUUCUCUGCUCGUCUCCACAUUUCAAUCAGCUGGAAUGCAAUGGUUUGAAUCACCUUUCCAUGCUGAAGGAUAUGCUCAAAGCUAAGCUUCUCGAUGGUGUCUCCGGUCUGAUGAAUGUAUCCAUUGUGCUUUCCAAACGCGGCCUCGAACAAGAAAGAAGCGGGAUAUCCCACUCGCGUGGCACUCGCGUGAUCGCUGCAGCCAUAUCCGCACUUGGACUCGGUGAAUCCAAUGUCGGCAUAUGCACUGAUAAGGAGCUUGAUAAACUCAUUCAGCUCAGCGCUGGUGUUGUCGGUGAUGAGGCCGAAUGUGUUGUCUGUAGUGUAUCCAACCAUGUCCUGGUUGAACAUGGCUGCGAUAUCUUUGCCGUCAUUUGCAUAUUGCUGGAAGAUCGCCUGACUUCCGAGGAGGCCGGCCUCUUCACCGGCAUACCAGUGAAACUCAAUAGUGUUAGGUGCCUCUCCAGAAGCGAUACGCGAGUCUUUGAGGAGAACCCGCAGGGCCUCCAAAAUGGCCAUACUGCCAGAGCCGUCAUCAUCAGCGCCAGGUGCCAGCCCAGUUCUGUUCGAAGCAUUGACUGA
Clonostachys solani is the source of this 594-nucleotide messenger RNA. The record is from the annotation of a GenBank genome assembly. NCBI's taxonomy places the organism in Eukaryota, Fungi, Ascomycota, Sordariomycetes, Hypocreales, Bionectriaceae.